AUGGUUCCCAUGGCUACCUCUGCCCUGCUGGCCAUAGCUGUCCUGUUGGCUCAGCAAGUGAGGUUCCCUGUGAGCCUGGCACCUACAGUCCUGCCCCCGGAGCAGCCCGCUGCACAACAUGCCCCCGGGGGACAAUGUGCUCCUCCUCAGCCACUCAGGAGCCCUCUGUCUGCCCGGCUGUUGUGUGUAUGGCCUCUGUGUGCCUGUAUGCUCCUGACAACAUCUGGGUAUGCUGAUGAGUCGGUGGAUGGUGUCAUGGGUGAUCUCCUCCCAGAUCUGGAUCAGGGCGUCAGUGAGCUCCUGGACAGGACCGCCCUGCCUCAGCCCUGCCCUCCAGGGACGUUCAACAACCAGACAGGGGCCCACUCCCUCUCUGUGUGUAGCCCCUGUCCCUCUGGAGUGUACUGUAGCUCGUAUGGAGCCUCAAUGCCACAAGGUCGUUGUUUGCAGGGUUAUUUCUGCCAAGGAGGGGCUAUGGGACCUACACCUCAGAGCUCUGAUGACUUCCCCCUGAAUGGCCCUUGUCCUGUGGGCCACUACUGCCCAGCAGGGUGUCUCUCCCCGAUUCAAUGUCCUCUUGGCAGUGUUCGCAAGACCACCGGAGGUGUGUCCUCCGACAGCUGCUCAGCCUGUCCUGCAGGUUACUAUUGCUCCACUGAGGGUCUGGCCAACACCAGCGGUCCCUGUGCUGCAGGUUUCUACUGUCCUUUUGACUUCUCCUCAACCACUCCAUAUGCCUUCCUCUGUCCCAAGGGCCACUACUGUCCGGAAGGCUCUGCCCUGGCCUUACCUUGUCCCACAGGAGAGUACCAGCCAAACCCCGGCUCGGACAGCUGCAUCCCCUGCCGACCUGGAUUCUACUGUGAGGAGGCCAUAGUGGGGGAGCCGUGGCCCUGCCCGCCGCACUCUUUCUGCCCGGCAGGCACCAUGGUUCCUCAGCCCUGCCCCAAUGGGACUUACACUCAUCCAAACCAGGGAGGACUUCAGGAGGAGAGAGAGUGUUUACCGUGCCCUUCAGGGAAGUUCUGCAGGGCUGGAAGGAUCCAGGGCGUGUGUGCUGCGGGGUAUCUUUGUGUUUCUGGGAGUGCAGAUUUUACCCCUCAGGGACCGGGGUCCAACUUCACCCAGUGUCAGUGGGGUAUGCAGUGCGCUGGACCAUGUCCACCAGGUUUCUAUUGUCCCGAGGGCACAGACGAGGCUCAGUUGUGUCCUGCAAAUACAGUCAGAAGCUCCUCUGGAGGUUCCAGCCUACAGGACUGUUUACCCUGCCCCCCCCAGUACUGGUGUCAACCUGGUAUGAGCUGA
This is a messenger RNA of Hippoglossus stenolepis (Pacific halibut), 1305 nucleotides long. RefSeq names its product multiple epidermal growth factor-like domains protein 6. The transcript has 9 exons. Bases 1 to 1305 code for a protein of 434 amino acids. Lineage: Eukaryota; Metazoa; Chordata; Actinopteri; Pleuronectiformes; Pleuronectidae. The record is from RefSeq and is a predicted model, not a curated record.